AAGUCCUGGGGAUUUUUUCUUUCCCCUGCUCAGGAGGCCCAGGCUCAAGCAAAUUAUAAGUGGGAAACCCAUUGGAAGGAAAGAAAUUUGAACCGACUUAAGACAAGAGAGGGCUCUUGGAAGCCGCGAAGGCUCUGAGAAGUCUGUUCCGGACCGAGCCGUCGCUGGAGGCCCCUGGCGGCGCGCCCGGGCGCGGAGCUCCGCGAUGGGCCUGCUCCAGGGCCUCCUCCGGGCGAGGAACCUGCUGCUCGUCAUCUUCGUGCCGCUGAUGCUGCUGCCUCUGCCCGUGCUCCACCCCAGCAGCGAAGCUGCGUGUGCUUACGUGUUGAUCGUGACCGCCGUGUACUGGGUGUCUGAGGCGGUCCCCCUCGGAGCUGCGGCCCUGGUGCCUGCCUUCCUCUACCCGUUCUUCGGAGUCCUCCGAUCCAGCGAGGUGGCCGCCGAGUACUUCAAGAACACCACGCUGCUGCUGGUGGGCGUCAUCUGCGUGGCAGCUGCCGUGGAGAAGUGGAACUUGCACAAGCGUAUUGCUCUGCGCAUGGUCAUGAUGGCCGGGGCCAAGCCGGGCAUGUUGCUGCUCUGCUUCAUGUGCUGCACCACACUGCUCUCCAUGUGGCUCUCCAACACGUCCACCACCGCCAUGGUGAUGCCCAUCGUGGAGGCCGUGCUGCAGGAGCUGGUCAGUGCCGAGGAGGAGCAGCUCGUGGCCGGCAACCCCAGCUCCGAAGAGGCCGAGCCCAUCAGUCUCGAUGUGAACAACAGUCAGCCCUCGCUGGAACUCAUCUUCGUCAGUGAAGACACGUCGUCGACUGCAGACUUCACUUCUCUGAUGCAGAACAAGAACCUGAAUGGUGUGUCCACAAUCACCAACCCGGUCAAAAUGGCAACCCCCCAGGGCAAGAAGCAGCACCGAUCCCAGGAGAAGCCACUGGUCCUGAUCCCUGGGCCCAGGAACCAGGAGAUCAACAGAAAGCACAAGUCCCAGCACGACCAGAUGAUCUGCACGUGCCUGUCUCUGAGCGUAUCUUACGCCGCUACCAUUGGGGGGCUGACCACCAUUAUUGGCACCUCCACCAGCCUCAUUUUCCUGGAACACUUCAACAACCAGUAUCCAGCUGCAGAGGUGGUCAACUUCGGCACCUGGUUCCUCUUCAGCUUCCCCAUCUCCCUCAUCAUGCUGGUGGUCAGCUGGUUCUGGAUGCACUGGCUGUUCCUGGGCUGCAAUUUCAGAGAGACCUGCUCGUUGAGCAAGAAGAAGAAGACCAAAAGGGAAGAGUUGUCAGAGAAGAGGAUCCAAGAGGAAUAUGAAAAGCUGGGAGCCAUUAGCUACCCUGAAAUGGUCACUGGAUUUUUCUUCAUCCUCAUGACCGUGCUGUGGUUUACCCGGGAGCCUGGCUUUGUUCCCGGCUGGGAUUCGUUCUUUGAAAAGAAGGGCUACCGCACGGAUGCCACUGUCUCCGUGUUCCUCGGCUUCCUCCUCUUCCUGAUCCCGGCAAAGAAGCCUUGCUUUGGGAAGAAGAGUAACGGGCAGCACCAGGAGCGCUCCCGGAGGACAGAGCCCAUCAUCACGUGGAAGGACUUCCAGAAGACCAUGCCCUGGGAGAUUGUCAUUCUGGUGGGAGGCGGCUAUGCUCUGGCUUCUGGCAGCAAGAGCUCUGGCCUCUCCACCUGGAUUGGGCACCAGAUGCUCUCUCUGAGUAGCCUCCCACCGUGGGCCGUCACCCUGUUGGCUUGCAUCCUGGUGUCCAUUGUCACAGAGUUUGUGAGCAACCCAGCCACCAUCACCAUCUUCCUGCCCAUCCUAUGCAGCCUGUCUGAAACGCUGCACAUUAAUCCACUCUACACCCUGAUCCCAGUCACCAUGUGCAUCUCCUUUGCAGUGAUGCUGCCCGUGGGCAACCCCCCCAACGCCAUCGUCUUCAGCUACGGGCACUGCCAGAUCAAAGAUAUGGUGAAAGCUGGCCUGGGGGUCAAUGUCAUUGGCCUGGUGAUCGUGAUGGUGGCCAUCAACACAUGGGGAGUUAGCCUCUUCCACUUGGACACUUUUCCAGCCUGGGCUGAGGUCAGUAACAUCACGGAUCAGGCCUAACACAAGCGGGCAGACGGCCCAGCCCGAGGAGCCACCAGCACCUACCAGAAUCUGACCAACAGGCCGAGAAAGCCGCCAGGGGCACACAGACCUCCCCGGAAGAUUCCAGCACCCGCCACCUCAGGUGACAGCAGGAAGCCUCCGGCAGCCGGAACGCAUGCUUGGAUGUUAGUGCCUUCUUCUCCGCCCUCCUUCCUUAGCACCGUAGUCCAGCAAAACCUGGGAGAGUUCUCCUUUCCUGUAUCUCGGGGUCUCCAGGCCUUUCUGAGAGCAGAGGCUGAGCCUCACAAACUAGCCUCACUGGCUUUGACGUUAUUUGUAAUAUCUUAACCCGUCUUUAGGAGUUGAAGGGGAAAUCCAAAACCAUCCUACCUGUGUAGUCGCAUCUCCUCUUUUGGAGGAAAAUCUUCCCCCAGAACUUUCUCCUCAGCGUUUCUAUCCUAAAUUCUCACCACAAAAAGGCAAUCUUGGCAAGUCCUCUCGCUGGCAAUCAGUACUCUUUUAUCACAACUUGGAUUCCCUUCUAAGCAUCUCUCUUCAGUGGCUUCUCUUUACCCUUGGCACCAAAGUCCCAUAAAGAAACAGUGUUCCCCUCUAGAAAGAGGCUUGUACUGUUCCCUUUGUCAAAGGAAAAGGAAGUAGAGGAAGAAGACACAUUGACAUUAGUACAGAUAUCCCUGGCUUUUCAAAAGUUCUGGUGACGCCACUUUGCUUCUACAAAAGACCUAUAUGGGUACCUGUUUUUGCUAACCGGAGGAAAUCUGAAGAGGAUUUUCAGGUUUCUGAGAAGAGUGCAAUUAGUGUUCAGCAGUGGUGUUGCGGCGAGCCCUUCGAGGGGCAGUGCACAACCUGAGCAAUUGGAGUGGUGCCUCCCAGGAAACUGCCAGAGCUGAGGGCUGCAUCUGUGCUGUGUGCCCAUUUACUGUGUGUGCCCGUCAGCAAGAUGUGUCCUAAGGUAUCAGAAAAGCCUAAGUUAUGGUGGAGGUCUGGAAACACUCCAAUGUCUUUCCAUAUAAAUGAAUGAUAAUUACUUCUUCGCUUUAUGUCAUUCUGGCUUACGAAAAGUUUCAUAGGAAUUCUCUACUUUAGGAGAGUGGGGGGAACCUCUCUCUCUCUUUGCUUCCCACUAAUCAUCAAAGCCACUGCACUGGUUGAGCUGGCAGGGAGAAAAAACUUCCAUACCUGUCUUACUAAAAAGGCCAAAACCGGGGCACCUGAGUGGCUCAGUCGGUUAAGUGUCCAACUUCGGCUCAGGCCACGAUCUCGCAGUUUGUGAGUUCGA
Molecule: messenger RNA, 3371 nt
Organism: Hyaena hyaena (striped hyena)
Lineage: Eukaryota; Metazoa; Chordata; Mammalia; Carnivora; Hyaenidae
Gene: SLC13A4
Product: solute carrier family 13 member 4
Exons: 17
Coding region: 206-2089 (627 amino acids)
Biological process (GO): monoatomic anion transmembrane transport
Cellular component (GO): membrane
Molecular function (GO): transmembrane transporter activity
Source: RefSeq, a predicted model, not a curated record